Messenger RNA from Cryptomeria japonica (Japanese cedar), 519 nucleotides. RefSeq lists its product as uncharacterized. The record is from RefSeq and is a predicted model, not a curated record. Gene Ontology annotation, biological process: DNA integration. Gene Ontology annotation, molecular function: nucleic acid binding. The coding region runs from base 1 to 519 and encodes 172 amino acids. The transcript is spliced from 2 exons. Lineage: Eukaryota; Viridiplantae; Streptophyta; Pinopsida; Cupressales; Cupressaceae.
AUGUUUGCAGGGAAAGAACGGCUGCCAGCAUUACCUUUACAUCCCAUAAAAGCAGAACAACCUUUUGACAGAUGGGGUGUUGAUUUCAUUGGUCCUAUUAACCCACCGUCAAGUACAGGCCACCGGUUUGGAGUUCCUGACUCCAUAGUGUCGGACAAUGCACUCCCUUUUGUAGGCUUAAGGGUGACUGAUUGGGCUAUCAAACACAACAUAUAUCUCAAUACUAGCUCAAAUUAUUAUCCUCAAGGCAACGGAUUGGUAGAGUCCACGAAUAAGAACUUAAUCAGAAUCAUCAAAUGGACUUUGCAAGAAAAUCAGCGUGAUUGGCAUUCAAAGCUAAAGGCAGCCUUGUGGGUGGACAUAAUCACACCAAAGCAAAUUAUUGGCAAUUCACCUUAUCGGUUGGUAUAUGGGAAGGAAGCAAGGUUAUCAAUAGAAAUAGAAUUGCCAGCACUAGAUAUGGCUACUCAAAUGGUGCUAUUUGAGGAAGAAGAUCCUAUGCAAGUGCGUUAUGCAUAG